UCCCGCGGCGAUGAUCUCUCGCGUUUACGCCAACGCGUGAUUCAUUACAUAAACCCGCCCCGGCGCACGAAGCUGAAGGGCCUCCGGAUCAAGUCUAACCGCGGCUUCCGCAACAUCCUCACGGGCCGCCUCCUCUGCCCCGUGGGGAUGCUCGAGCAGUUUGACGAUGAUCCCACUGCGUUCCUGGUUGGAGUACGCGACGGCAAGAUCCACAUCACAAGCCGGGAUUGGCCCCUGUUCAUAUACAAGGAGUCGGCGAUGCAGCCCGGCAAGCUUCGCCCAGGCCUUUUCCGCAGCGAACUCCUCGAGGCGUGCUACAAGGCAGUCUACACGGGGCCGCAGUCCGCGGACGACGAGCUGAAAGGUAGCUGCAAGUCUACCGGAAAACCGUCCAUUUCCCAGAAAUACGGUAUGCAGGUUGUCAGCGCCGAAACGCUGUGCUACGUUAUUGCUCUGGCCAGCUGGUCCGUCAAGGACGGCCACUACAACGGGCAGGAAUUUAUGUAUUCCCUCUUGUGUGCGUUCGCGCAGGACACAGCAUGGUCCGACAAGGUGCUCGACUGGUGGACCAGGUACGUGCUCACUCGUCCAAUUGACCUCUUGACUAAUGAGACUCCAUAG
Messenger RNA from Trametes versicolor FP-101664 SS1, 621 nucleotides. RefSeq lists its product as uncharacterized. The transcript is spliced from 4 exons. The annotation marks the transcript as partial. The record is from RefSeq and is a predicted model, not a curated record. Lineage: Eukaryota; Fungi; Basidiomycota; Agaricomycetes; Polyporales; Polyporaceae.